Molecule: messenger RNA, 1062 nt
Organism: Aspergillus nidulans FGSC A4
Lineage: Eukaryota; Fungi; Ascomycota; Eurotiomycetes; Eurotiales; Aspergillaceae
Product: putative C2H2 finger domain protein
Exons: 5
Coding region: 1-1062 (353 amino acids)
Source: RefSeq, a predicted model, not a curated record
AUGCCCGCUUGUCCCAACCCCCAGCCGAAGACGGCAGCAAGCCCAAGGAACAAGAUAAAGACUAAAGCGCCUCCGCGUGUCAAAUGUACCUAUCUCAGCUGCAACUUUCGGUUCCAGACAGAUAAGGACAUGAAGAAACACAAGACCGCCUCGUCUGAGCAUGAAUACUGCAACAAAUGCGACAUCGAGUUUGAGAUGGAAGAACACCUCCUCCUCCACAAGAUCAAGAGCAACAAACACAUCGUCUGUCCAAUAUGUGGUAUUGACUUUGACAGCGAAGGCGGCCGUGACCGUCAUAUACGUCAGCUCCCAAUGGCCCGCAGCGACCUUAACCGCGAGGCGAUACCCAACCAACCGGACAGGAUAACAGCGAACACGAACGGGCUUGUCGACCGUCACUGGCCAAGACUGACAGAAACGGGACUGGAGAAUAGGAUGAGCGAUCUCAUGGACGUCUCCACCCCCACUGGCAACGGAAAGGAGAAUGAGAAGUUGCCAGCAUCGAAAGCAUCUGCAUCUGUAUCUGCAGCUGGAGCUGGGGCUGAAUCGAAAUUUAAGUCCGGAACCCUAGCCGCCUCUGCUCUUGGUUCUCCCCUGUUCGUUGGGAUUUCUAAUGCUGGAGUCGAGCUUGCGAGGAUCUACAAGGACUGGAACCCAGGAAACUUCAUCGACGUGUUCACCGGAGAAUACGUAUGUGCGUGCGGAAAGCGCUGUCUAACCAAGGAGGCGUUUGAGACGCAUGUCCUUGCUGAGAGCCAGGGAGCACGCAGAAUGCAGUGCCCUAAUUGCCUGAAGAUUUUCAAGUCUACUGCUGCGAUCAUCACGCAUUGGGAAUCCCCGAGUCUAAAAUGCGACCAGAGCGAAGCUGAUAUGUACGCGCAGAUUGUGGACGAGGUCAGCGGCGGACUGAUCCACAUUGCCGGCUACAAUGAGGACGGAACGAUAAGCGGCUUGACGAGGGAGUCUAGCGGACUAACACACUCCAGCUCAGGCUCGUGGUGCAGUGCAGAAUCGACAUAUCGGUCACAGGCACAGCCAGCCUUGAGAGCCAUGGAAUCGUGA